This is a messenger RNA of Dioscorea cayenensis subsp. rotundata (Guinea yam), 1743 nucleotides long. Its product is annotated as peroxidase 44-like. Lineage: Eukaryota; Viridiplantae; Streptophyta; Magnoliopsida; Dioscoreales; Dioscoreaceae. The transcript has 4 exons. The coding region runs from base 1 to 1743 and encodes 580 amino acids. Gene Ontology annotation, cellular component: plant-type cell wall; plasmodesma. Gene Ontology annotation, molecular function: heme binding; peroxidase activity. The record is from RefSeq and is a predicted model, not a curated record. Gene Ontology annotation, biological process: hydrogen peroxide catabolic process; response to oxidative stress.
AUGGACAUUGACUAUAGGGAAUUUCCGAUUAAUGAUCUUUUAGUGGACAUACACUGGAAUCUUGAUAGCUUACAUAUAGUGUUUGGCAAUAAUCUUAAUGAUAACCUUCUCUGCCAAAGUUCUGUAAAUUAUGAGAUCAGUAAUCACCGGGUUUGGUUUCCCAAUUCCAAAGGAUCUAAAGUUGCUAAUAAGAUUUACUCUUUUUUCAAUCAUUGUAAGGGUUCUGCAGAUUCAUGGGAUGGUUGGGGCAAGAUUUGGAGGCUCAAUGUGGCUCCUCGUGUCAAACAUUUCACUUGGUUACUGUUGCAUAAUGCAGUCCAAACAAUGGAAUAUUUGUACCAUUUAAAUCUGGGUCCUCAGACCAUGUGCACAUUUUGCAACCUGCUUCCUGAGUCGGCUGAGCACCUCUUUCUUAAAUGCCACAAGUCUCAACAGAUUUGGAAUCUAACAUGUUCGAUCAUUGGCAAGCCUAUUAACCUAUCACAGGGAAUCUCAUCGGGGCUUUGGUUGGAUCAGGAGAUGUCGGGCAAUGAGUCACAUAUCCAAUCGGUGAUUGCAGCUACAGUUUGGUUCAUUUGGAAAGCCAGGUGUAAUCGUAUUUUCAAAUUGGAAGAGCUUGAUUGUCAACUGAGCAUUCAUAAUUGGGGCUUGAAUUGUUUUGUCAAGACAAUCCUGUCAUCAAGUGCUAUGCUUAUCACAGAAAUCCAACAUGAUACACUGACUGAGGACUGGAGGAUUGAUCUGCAGAUUCGGAAUAUUAAAAAGCUACUAGAUGAGAUGGGUACCAGUUCCAUUUUGGGUGAUCUGCAAGUGAACUUCUACAACACAACCUGCCCACGAGCAGAGUCCAUCAUCAGAGCCGUUGUGCAGAAGCACUACAACAAAGACCAUUCCAUCACCCCUGCUUUGCUCCGCAUGCAUUUCCAUGAUUGCUUCGUUAGAGGUUGUGAUGCUUCAAUUCUAAUAGACUCAACAAAGAAGAACAAGUAUGAGAAAGCUGCAGGACCCAACCUCACCGUCCGUGGCUACAACAUCAUUGACCAAGCCAAAGCCAAGCUUGAGUCCCAAUGCCCCUCCACCGUCUCCUGCGCGGACAUCAUAGCACUUGCCACCAGAGACGCUGUUUCCAUGGCCGGAGGACUCACCUACAAUGUCCCAACGGGCCGCCGUGAUGGUCUUGUGUCCGACAUCAAUGAUGUGAACCUCCCAGGGCCUUCACUCACCGUAAGCCAAGCAAUGGGCUUCUUCACUGCCAAAGGACUGGCUCUUGAAGACAUGGUCAUCCUUCUAGGAGCCCACACUGUGGGUGUGGCUCACUGUGCCUUCUUUAGGGACAGGCUCUUCAACUUCCAAGGGACUGGUGCUCCGGACUCCACCAUGGACGCCAACCUGAGAAGCAGACUCAUUAACAUUUGCGGGGCUAAACAGAAGUCCAGUUCUUUGAAGAGUGAUCAGACUGGGUUCUUGGACCAGAACACUUCCUUCAUUGUGGAUAAUCAGUACUAUAAGCAGAUAAUGUUGGGCAGAGGUGUGUUGCAGAUUGAUAAUGAGUUGGCUCUUGAUAGCUCAAGUGCCAGCAUUAUCUCUGGAUUGGCCUCGGAUGCAGCUGGUUUUCUUCACAAGUUUGCUGAUGCUUUGGUGAAACUGGGGAACGUUGAGGUCCUGGAGGGAAGCGCCGGAGAAAUUAGGAAAAACUGCCGUGUUUUCAACACACCACCACCUUCCUCAAAAUUAACUAAUUAA